Molecule: messenger RNA, 4386 nt
Organism: Aplysia californica (California sea hare)
Lineage: Eukaryota; Metazoa; Mollusca; Gastropoda; Aplysiida; Aplysiidae
Product: glutenin, high molecular weight subunit PW212
Exons: 8
Coding region: 153-1844 (563 amino acids)
Source: RefSeq, a predicted model, not a curated record
ACCUGGCUAUCCGGUGUGAUUGGUGUGACGCGAAGUAAGAGAAGGUCCCUUUGUUUGGCGUUGGGAACUAAAUUCGGCGCUCUGGGACCAUGAAGAUGCAAUUGUGACCUUGUAGCAGAUAGUGUGUUGGGUGGCCUUCACUUUGGACAAUCAUGGAUUUUGAUUCAUCUUCCAAGUUCAUUGCAUCUCUUGCAAAAUUUCUUCAAUCGCUAUGCAAUGGCUAUGUUGAAUUCGACAAGGGCGUUGAAGUUAUUGGCCAUAUUUAUUUGAAUGUUGAUAGUGAUACAGGCAGAAAAAUAGACUACGUUCUCAAUGAAAAAGUUUGCAAGAAUGACAACUCUGUGACAUUCAUCAGCAACAGUUUUCAUGCACAGCCUGCUGAGAAACCAAAGCCACCCAAAAAGGCAGCAGAAAGUGACAAGCAAAAUGAUGAAACUGUGGAUGAAACGGGUCAGACAGUGCCAAACAGUACAAAUGUUGGCACUAUAGGGUCUUACAGAACUCCUUCAAGGGGGCAACAAGACUCUUCUUACUCUCCUGGUUCCAAACGACCGGGAUCACCUCUGCAACGGAGAGGGAAUAUGGGCAGAGGUUUCAUGGGAAAUUCAGGAAAACAUGGCAUGCCACAGUCUCCACGGUAUCAAGAUUCAGGAGGGCUGGGCAAAAUGGGAAGAAGCGAUAUUCCCCCUAGUCCAAAAAAUAGUGCUGGAGAUGACUAUGAUGGUUCCAAUGUCUUUCAGUCAGGUGGUGAAGAUGAUGACAAUUAUUCCUCAAAUUUUUUGAACCCAGAACAAAAUUCCUCCCAAGAUGUUGACCAAAAACCAGUUAUAGACCCUGAUAUCAGUAUUGUAAAAGAAGAAUAUAUGUCCGGCCAGCAGAGCAGCUGUGCGUAUUCAGGGAACAGUCAAACAUCAGGUCCUGGUAGGGGGGGGAAAAUGCCGGGUCAAUCAGCUUAUCCUGUGAUGCUUCAUCAAAAUCCUUCCUCUAACUUCCCAAGUGCUCCUUCAUCAUCCCACCAUUCUGAUAUGUAUGCAGGUUCUUCAUUAGAAGGAACGGGUGACCCGUCAGGGUUGACCCGUGCCCAACAAGAAGAGCUUGAAAUGUAUUAUAGAAAAGGAACAGAUCAGCAUUUAACUUUCUUGCGCAAUAUGCGUGAGGCUCAUGCUAUGUACCCUUUUACGGGUAAGCGUGAUAAAGAGCUCUUUGACAAGGCAUUAGCUGAGCUAGUGAAUCGCCAACCAAUUCUGGGACUUCACAUACGUCGUUUGGUUUCAAAAUUCUGCACAAGAACAGCUGAAAUUCGCUAUGAAGAAAGGAGGUCACUCUGGAGAUGUCGAAGGAGAGGCCAAUUUAAAUCCCCCGGUCAAAGUCCCCGCGGCCCCCAGUUUGGCCGCCAACACUUUCCCCCUCACAUGAGCCAGCAAGGCUACCCUUAUCAGCAGAGCCCAGGAUAUCCUGGCAUGGAGAGAAGAAUGUCCUCAACGGCAUCAGAAGGAGGUGACAGCUUGCUCCAGGCGCCGGGUGAAGAGAGUUAUGACUACCAGCAACUCGCCUCUGAUGACAGCCAGGGCACCCAGCACUCCACCUCGGAGGGCAUGCAGCAACACCCCGGCUUCCAUGGAGCCUUUGGAGAUAACAAUGGCACUGGUACUGACCAGGUUCCGAGAGACCCGGGUGAUGGAAGUGGGCACGGGGGUGGCCAGCCUCCGGACGGGGGUGGGGGCAAUGGUCAGCCUCCUGGAAGUCCUCCCGAUAUCAAGUACGAAGUCACACCCAUGAGCUUUAUGAAAACGGAUGAUUUUGAAUUGAUAGAAAUAGAUCCAGAUGAUGAUGAUGAUAUUUAGAAUUGGAAAUUGUCUUGUUGUUUGGUGUUCCCCUUGAAAUAUCUAGACAUGUAUUCAGGUGAAAAUCAUGGCUGUCAUUCACUGAAUAUUAUUUCUCAGUUGUUUUUUUUGUGUCUCUCUCUCCCCCAUAAGGAAUUAUGAGUAGAUAUUUACAACAAUUUUUCAAUCAUGUGAGGCAAAUGUCCCAUUAGGUUACUGUUCAACUCUAAGUUUGUUUAGUGUCAUCUUGGAUUUUGAUUUGAUGAGUAAAAUUUAAUUCAGUGUUUAUCUGAACUUAACUGCGUGAGUGAAUCUUCGUCGUUUUUUAAGUGGAACAAAAUCAAAUUGAUAAGCAGUUCUGCAACAAGAACUUCCCAUGAUAUUUUUUCUGAGCCCAAUGUCUAUGUUGAAUCAGCUCAUUGUUGUCAUGGCAUGUGUCACGUGAAGGAUGAAAGUUUCAGAUUACCCUAUGUUUUUAUGCAUGAUUUGGAUGUGUUUUUAUGUGUAUUCUGUUGUGAGCUACAUUUUUACUCUUUGUGCUUUGUAAGGAAUUUGUGUUUUAGGUUGAAAGUCUUAAUAAUAUUCACUGAAAAAUGUAAGAUUCAUAGCUUUGAUCUUAAGAGCAGAACAGUUUAGAAACGCAAACCAAUAAAAAAAAUUCUCUAAAAACUCACUGAGUGAAUUUCAAGGAAGUCUUUGCCCCUUCAUUGCCAGGAGAUAUGUGUUCCUUCUGUCAGCACUGAUUUUCAGCUAAGCUUGUUAGCCAGGACAGUAGUCUCCUGUCUCAAUGUUACUGGAUUCUCGCCUCAAGAUCUUGCACAUUCAUGACACUUUUUUGACCCUGAGGACUUUCCUCAUUCCCUAUACUCCAAAUUUUGUGCGUAAAUUUAGAAAAACUUGCAAAUGUAAGGUGACCAGGUUCCAUACGUUUAAAAGGCAACUAUGGGAUUAAAAAAGAUACUUGUAGCCAGAUUAUAGGCUGCCACUGUAACUUUUUUGUUCUUAAAAUGGACCAGUUGUGGAAGUGAUUUUUGAAAGCUGUGUCUAUAGUCUUGAACAUUUGAUUUUUAUGUAUUUGAUCAAUCUACAAUGGUCUACAUUUUUAAGUCUUGCAAACUAACCAUAGUACUCAUAAAAUACCUGGCUGGUUGUGGCAAGGGGCAAUUUUGUUGUGUUUAAAAGUGAGAUUUUUUUUUUUUUUUCUCUUGUUUAAAAAUGUUUCUGUGUCCUGUCUGAGAAUCUGUAUAUGACACUUGACUAAGUGAAUGUAAAUAUGGGAAUAUAGUAUAAUCAGAUAUGAAUGCUAUACUUAUUUCAGACCUGCCACCCGUUAAGGUACAGUAUAAGAAAUUUUGCUUUCUGCCUUGGGUUACAGUUUUAGCGAUUUAGACCUCUAGUUACAUUUAAAAAAUUGGAAUUGAUGGUCUUCAUAUUUAUGUGCUGAUAUAUUUUGAUAAAAACCUUGAAUCUUUUAAAAGAGUUUGAGUGGACAAUUUUGACAAUAUUCAUAUAUUGAAAUUUAGAUGUAGGAGUCAUAACACAAGGAGUAGUAGCUUUUCGGGGGAGUGAUCAGUUAUGAUUGUCCGUUCGGGCACGAAGUUGGGGCAAAGGUGUCAUUUUUCAAAUUUAGUUGAGGGUUUGCAUUGUUCAUUGUCUAAAGGUGGCAGGCCUGUCAUUUUAGGUUUUGACAACUUUGGGUGAAAAUUGUUCUCCUGUCGCAUUUGAUUUUUAUAUGCCUAUUCUGUAAUUGUUGCUGAAAUUAUAAAUUUUAUCCUGAAAUGUUUCUUUCAGAUUCAAAAUCUCAAGUUAUUGCAUGAUGUUGCCGCAUGGUUGUUCAUAAAGUUGUCCGAAGACAUACUCUUUUUUUUUUUUUAUAAAAGUAUAAAACGGUUUACAAAGGGCAGAUCAGGUCAAUGCAUGUCUGUAAAGAAUCACUUAUGACAAGUUUUUUAAAAAUUGCGCUCAAUGAGGGUAGUGCUUGUCGUUUGAUUUUGCUACAUUCAUAUUGGUGACUUCCGCAUGUAAUGUAUUUCAGUUACAAGAGAUGUCACAUUUUUUUUACUUAUUAUGUACUCUAGCAAAUACUUACCUAAGCCUAUUUUGUGCUGAAUCUCGCUAAUAAAUGUUGUAAAAUAUAGAACAGCAUUUUGUGAAUGGUACUUUUUCUCAAAGCAGAGAAAUAAGCCAGUGUGGUUCUUGUAUGAGCAGUUAAUUGAGUGUAUGGUCUUGCGGUUCUGUCCAUUCUGUAGUAGCUAUUUGUAUGACUGGGAACUCUCGGAGGUAAGCCCAGCGACGACUAGGAUGGGCUAUGCAAGAACACUCAAGAGUGAUAAGUUGUUUUCAUUUUUCAUUGUUUUGUAUGGCUCUGGGAUUUGUGUUUGUCAAUAAUUUCAGUAAUGUGCUAUUAUUACUCAUGACGUAUACAGGAACUAGUGACAAUGGUGCAUAUAUAUAUUGAUUUAUCUUGUAAUGAUUCCUCAUUCAUUUUUUAAAAAAAUGUUCUGUUCUUUUCUGUUUCCCAGACAGUUGUCUGUUGUUACAGCAAUAAAUAUGAUAAAACUAA